Messenger RNA from Dermacentor albipictus, 1631 nucleotides. RefSeq lists its product as uncharacterized. The record is from RefSeq and is a predicted model, not a curated record. Lineage: Eukaryota; Metazoa; Arthropoda; Arachnida; Ixodida; Ixodidae.
CAUCGAAACGCAGAGCGCGAUGCAAGCAGUACUGCGCUGCUCGGCGCCCCCUUGCGGCCUCUGGCUGCCCGAGACACCACGGAGCCGGAUCAAAAUUCUCGUACCUUCGCCGAAGAGACUCCGCAACAGGACGCCGCUCGCAAGCGGGACGUCGUGCGCCAAGCCAACCUGCAACAUGGUCGCCGACCCGCAAAUUGUGCGCCUUUCGUUGCAGCGGACCAACUCGUCUUCAACAAGCUGAUCGAAAUGAUUUCGGUGCCCCUGAUGCCCAUGAACACUUGCAACUUCAUCUGUUCUCCAUUCAUACUGUACUUAUUGGACCUUUGGAACUUCAGAAGAUACCCGGUGGCCCACCUGGCCUGUGCCAUAAUCAGCGGUGGCUUCCUAACCAACAUCUGCCUCCACUGCAUACACUGCAUCCCGGUCCUCAAGUUUGGUACUACGCACAGUGACGCCUGCCUUAUUGAAUUGGGAGGCUUCAAAAUAUGGGCGAUGUGCGUGCUCGCCGUCUGUUGGAUGAAUCUAGUUCAAUCGAGCCGCCUUCUACGUGAAGCAAUGAGCAAAAGGAGGAACAGCGAUGGCACAGACUCAGGCGACGCCGAAGAUUCGUCGCUACCACAGGAACCUGCGCUGCUACCAGUAGGCGCUUCCGUGUCAGUCUUAAUGUGCCUCUUGUUAUUGGUCAUCGUUCGUUGUUUUGACUACGGCGCUCAGGACACGGAUUCCUUCCAGCCUGGGGCUGCCCGCCUGACGCUGCUGUCGGCCCUGUGUUCGUUGGUGAACACUGUGAUUAUUUACACUGUUGGACCAGUGAGCUUUCUGGAUUUUCUUGUUUCUUCGUCAAUUGUCGGGCUGCCAUUAGCUGCUUACAGCAUGGGACGUAUGGCAGACAAACGCAUUGGCUGGGCGGCUUUCUUCUUUGGGAACGGCUUCCUCUUUGCAAACUGUCUGGGCUUGAGCUGCAUCGCGGUUUUAUCCGCGCGCGUUGAACUCCCGGAAAGGUUCCGCAUGAACAACUUGGGGCUGGCCGCGUGCGCAUUCAUCGCCACACUAAUUGUGGUAGAAUACGGGCAAGCCUCUGUUGUUGGAGCCGCCACACUAUUCGAUAACAACCCAAGAUUCUAGCAAUUCUUAUCAUCUUGUUGGUACGAAUUUUCCUGCAACAUCAACGUAGAACCCCUAGCACUGACACUAAUACACCAUUAUAGUUUACACUAGUAGUUGACACUGAUAUGGUGUUGGGCUGCUGAGCACAAGGUCCACAAUUCAAUUCGAUGCAACACUAAUAUAGAACUCUUACCAAGUACUUCUCUCAUUGCAAUACCAGAAAUCCAGGCUAUCCAGGAUUAUUGCACAUUACUUUUUAGACUCUGGAAAUGCUCCUGAAGAUUGGAAAAAAAUAAAGAUUUUCCAACAUUUUUUUCCCUCUGCAUCUGAUUCUCAGACAAAGUCUAAGAGGAGGCUGUGGGUAAAGGCAAUAUUUUGGCUGGCUUGGCCCCGGCUGCGUGUACAAAAUGCAUGUGACAUCAAAACAUAUUUUCAUAUCAGUUCAUGCAACUGUACAGGUCACGUUAUGCGUCAAGAACAAGUGCUCAAUAAACGUGCCAAUCAGUUGUUGGAGUUGACAUCAA